This is a messenger RNA of Aegilops tauschii subsp. strangulata, 4836 nucleotides long. RefSeq lists its product as uncharacterized. NCBI's taxonomy places the organism in Eukaryota, Viridiplantae, Streptophyta, Magnoliopsida, Poales, Poaceae. The record is from RefSeq and is a predicted model, not a curated record.
GUCUUCCCGACCACGCCCCAGGCCCCACUUCACUCCGCCUCCGCUCCCCUUUCCUGUCGCCGCUCUGACGACAACACCCUGCUGCGCCUCCCACUUCACUCUCCACCCACCACCGGCCCCAAAACCCUAGCCGGGGAGCUCGGCCAGCCGCGGAGGAGCUCCACGCCGCGCCGCCGCAGCGCGCCCCUCGGCCACCGCCUGCUGCGUGUCGCCAUUCCUCGGUACUCUCCAUUGCCAGGAAACCAGUGGUUACUCGGUCAACCAGUCAAAAUGCAGUUCCAGUCUGGCAACUGUGCCAAAACGUUGGCAAAAGUAGAUGGAUCGGGUUCAAAAGAUUUGUCAUUCGACCCAAGCGCAUUUGGUUUUCCACAAGAUGCUAAUCAGGAAUAUUUCAACCGGGCUUUACAGUACGGUUAUCCAGUUUCAACGCAAGGCUUUCAAGAUAAAGGAUCUUUACCAAGCGUUCCAGAUUUUGUUCUGAAUAAUGCUUCUGCUGCACUCCGGGAAUAUCAACAAUUUGACCACUUUUUCAGACCACUUCAGCCUCUAGCACCUGAUGGAAACCAGGUACAAAAUAGUGGCAUAAAUACCGCACAUCGCAGUAGACCUUCUAAUGCAUCCUCCUGCCUUGAUCAUGUAGAAGAAAUAACUUCUCAUGACACGGAUGGUUAUGACGACAGAGCUAUCUCAUUUGGGAGUAGCUGCAGCACAGGAAUUGUGUGUUAUCCAUAUAGCAGCCCUAUGCAAAGCGAUGACUGCAUUGGAGACACACAGGAUGGGACCUGGGCUGCUCUUAUGCAAAUGCAACAGGCUUUGGAAGCGGCUAAUGAAGAGUGCAGUGACUUGACUUUCAAUAACACAGAACUUUCAGGUGGGAAUACCAUGCAGCAUCAAGUUGUUUGGGACAAUGGCUGUUUAGCAAGUCCGUCUUUCACCUCAAACUUCUUACCCUUCCCUGGAGAGGCUGAAACCAUGGUCACAAAUACCAGCGCUAUGCAUAACUUACAUAACUCUGUUGACCUCCUGUAUGAUAAUGAUCAAGACAUAUCAUCUUUUGAGCUCAAAGUGGCUGAACAGAAAGAGGCGACCACAAGCCAUGUUUAUGAACAUCGAGAUGAAAUGCAUUCUGCUGAAUUGGGGCGAAAUCCUGGCCACGAUGAAUCUUUUGAUUUGCCAAUAACCCAGGACAUACAGUUCAGCUCAUUUGUUCAUGGUCCAGAUGGAUCUGUAGAUAGUGGAAUGAACCUUUAUGAUUGUGAAGAGCAAAUGGAAAUUGAUUCACUCCUAAAUUCAUUUGGAGCUUCAAGUGAUACCUUUGCACAGACAUAUGAAAUGUUACAAAAAGGUGAAAAUAUUGUUGACCUUGAAAAAAGGGCUAAAUUAGCGGAAAGCAUUUCUGCUACAUUCAUCACUAAUACUGUCCCAUAUAUUACACAAGCUGGGGCGACUGAGUCAACUGUCUCUGAUGGAUCUUCUUGGACUCAACAAUAUCAAUCUACUUCCCAGUCAUGUGGUUUAUCUUAUUCUUCAGCUUCUCAAUGGGAAACCAUGCCAGGUACUGUUUUUCCUUUAGGGGGUUGUCAAAAUGAUGUUACUGAAUCCAAUUCAAUGACUAGCCUGGGGACAAAUGGCGAUCUCCUGUUAUCUUUUGGCCAUACUUCAAUGCAGCAGCAGCAACAGAGUGUAUCUAGUGAUACUAAUUUGGAAUUGAUUGACAAUUUUGCUAACCCUUAUCAAGAGUUCGUGACAGGCGUGGAUGGUCAAAGGAGCCACCUAUACCGUGACGAAGCACUGGCAACCCAAGGUGUAUGGGCGGCACAUCCUGGUACGAUGGUACACUCUUCAACCGAUACUGGACAUUCAGAUGUACAGCUGCCCAUGGCACAGACUACUACUGUUCCGCUGCCUGCUCCGAGCUUGUCCAAGGGCCCCAACUCAUUAUUUAUUGGAACAGAGCUUAAGAAGGUUGACCUACAUGAUACAAGUAUGCAGAUGCCCUUGACACAGACUACUGUUCAGCUGCCUGCUCCGUGCUUGUCCAAGGACCCCAACUCAUCAUUUAUUGGAGCAGAGGUUCAGAAGGUUGACCAAAAUCAUUCAGAUAUGCAGCUUCCCUUGACACAGACUAGUCAUGUUCAGCUGCCUGCUAUGAACUUGUCCGAGUACCCGACCUCGUCAUUUGUUGGAGGAACAAAGCUUAAAAAAGUUGACAAACAUGAUCCACUGCCUGCUACGAGCUUGUCCGAGGAUCCAAAAUCAUCAUUUAUUGGAGGAGCAGAGCUUAAGGCAGUUGACAAACAUGAUUCAGACAUGCAGCUUCCCAGGAUACAGGCUAGUCAUGUUCCGCUGCCUGCUGUGAGCUUGUCUGAGGAACCGAACUCAUCCUUUAUUGGAGGCACAGAGCUUAAGGAAGUUGGCAAACAUGAUUCAGAUAUGCCGCUUCCCAUGACACAGGCUAGUCAUGUUCCGCUGCCCGCUGUGCACUUAUCUGAGGACACGAAAUCAUCAUUUAUCGCAGGACCAGAGCUUAAGGAAGUUGACAAACACGAUUCAGAUAUGCCGCUUCCCAUGACACAGGCUAGUCAUGUUCCGCUGCCUACCAUGAGCUUACCCGAGGACACGAAAUCGUCAUUUAUUGGAGGAACAGAGCUUAAGGAAGUUGACAAACAUGAUUCAGAUAUGCAGCAUCCCAUGACACCGGCUAGUCAUCUUCUGCUGCCUUCUGUGAGCAUGUCCAAGGAUCCAAAAUCAUCAUUUACUGGAGGUACAGAGCUUAAGGAAGUUGGCAAACAUGAUUCAGAUAUGCAGCUUCCCAGGACGCAGACUGUUCAUGUUCAUCUGCCUACGCCGAGCUUGUCCAAGGAGUCCGAGUCAUCAUUUGUUGGAGGAACAGAGCUUAAGGAAGUCGACAAACAUGAUUCAGAUAUGCAGCCUCCCAUGACACAGGCGAGUCAUGUUCCGCUGCCUGCUGUGAGCUUGUCUGAGGACCCAAACUCAUCCUUUAUUGGAGGUACAGAGCUUAAGGAAGUCGGCAAACAUGAUUCAGAUAUUCAGCUUCCCAUGACACAGACUGUUUGUGUUCAGCUGCCUGCUAUGAGCUUAUCCGAGGAUCCGAAAUCAUCAUUUAUCAAAGGAACAGAGCUUAAGGAAGUUGACAAACAUGAUUCAGAUAUACCACUUCCCGUGGCACAGGUUAGUCAUGUUCCACUGCCUACCAUGAGCUUACCUGAGGACACGAAAUCGUCAUUUAUUGGAGGAACAGAGCUUAAGGAAGUUGACAAACAUGAUUCAGAUAUGCAGCCUCCCAUAACACCGGCUAUUCAUGUUCUGCUGCCUGCUGUGAGCUUGUCCGAGGACCCGAAAUCAUCAUUUACUGGAGGUACAGAGCUUAAGGAAGUUGGCAAACAUGAUUCAGAUAUGCAGCUUCCCAUGACGCAGACAGUUCGUGUUCAGCUGCCUGCUCCGAGCUUGUCGAAGGACCCCGACUCGGCAUUUGUUGGAAGAACAGAGCUUAAGAAGGUUGGCCACAUUGGAUAUCCUCAGCAAAGUAUCCUGCUCUCAGCAAGCAAACCUUCACACCCAAUCGGUUUGCCAGUUAUCAAGUUUGAUGACGAGGUGGGUUCACGAUCAAAGAAGCGGAAAAGGUCAACAGAAGAUGUUUUAGCAUCGCAUGCACAAGCCAUGUUCGAGGGUGGGAGACUGCAAUGUAGAAGGACACCUGAGUUGGCUUGGGCUGAUGCCACAUUGACUGAGAAGGUUGACGGUGAAAAAGCAACGAUGGAAAAUAGCACCUUCGUUUCUCGAGCUCAGAGAAGGCUUACUUUAACGACCAGCUUGAUUCAGUGUCUCCUGCCUGCUCUGUCAGCGAGACUUCUUGCAGCAAAAGUUGCUGAUUGCGGUGAAGCCAUUGUGUACCACAUUUGUAAACUGAUGCUCAGUGAUAUGUCUGACCCAGUUCAAUCUUUUGUCAGCGACACCAACAACUUCAUGCAAAGCGAAAACAUGCCACCGAACGAGACAAGCACCUCCGGAAAGGAGGACUGUAAACUCUUAUCUGAAGUUCUGGAAACCUUCGAUGCGAGGCUUGGCGGGCUACAAAGCUCCUUGUCAAGAAGCGAGAUGAUGCCCAGCUUCCAAGACCACGCGUCGGCGCUACGCCAAAUCGAGCAGUGGUCCAUGACCCAUCAGCUCAUAAAGCUGAGCGAAUACAAGAGACUGCACGCCGGCUACGGCUCGGGUCCUAAAAGGCCUCUCUGCGUCGGAGCCAUCCGGAAGCAUGCCGGAGGAUCUUCCGCGCCGGUCUCGGAGCUGAAAAGGAUCCGGUGUCGCUUGCUCAAGUAGCCGCUCGCUCGCGCACCGGCUCGCCCCUAAGGAAAAAAGUGGUGUUGCUCGGUGACUUGAGGAGUAAUAUGUGGUCAUACUGAUGAUGUAGCGAGGAGUUAGGAGGGUAUUACGUAGGAGUUAACUUCGUGUGAAGUAGUGUAUUUUGGGAUGGGGGUGCAGGGACAGAGCGUGUUGUGUCAAUGUCAUGUCGCAAACAGGGCGGGAAUGUGCUUUGGAACUGAGACGGUGCCCGGGACCGCGUGCACCGCCUUGUCCGGCGGUGUCAGAUGACGCGCCGAUGGCUAUCGUCGCCGGAGAAAACGGCCCGGCUGUGGCGGGGUUUCCGUGAGUUGAGCUGGUGUGAGUGUUGGAUGGACGGGGUGUGCAGAGAGGAAGAGACCUUUUGAUCCCAGCUGCAGCUGCUCCCUGUUAUUACAUUGUAAUCACACUGACUUGACGAAAAAAGAUGCUGGGCUUCCAACUGCGCGUCAGGAUUAACGCAAGUUCUUGCUC